This is a messenger RNA of Coniophora puteana RWD-64-598 SS2, 3838 nucleotides long. RefSeq lists its product as uncharacterized. Lineage: Eukaryota; Fungi; Basidiomycota; Agaricomycetes; Boletales; Coniophoraceae. Gene Ontology annotation, molecular function: protein binding. The transcript has 4 exons. Bases 1 to 3819 code for a protein of 1272 amino acids. The record is from RefSeq and is a predicted model, not a curated record.
AUGGCCGACCCAAUCCGCGUAAACGCUUGGGAAAAACUCAGCGACAUUUGCGUUCACUCCGCUCCGUUCGACUCUCCUGAGCGUGAGCCAUUCUCCCAGUGCCUUCCAGGUACUCGUGUUGAUCUCCUUGACACCCUCCGCACCGCCAUCGGAACCGAGAACAAGAAGAUCAUCUGGCUCUCCGGCGAAUCCGGGUCCGGCAAGUCCGCUGUGGCUCACACACUAGCGCAGGAGCUCCACGCCAGCGGCGCGCUUGCGGCAUCGUUUUUCUUUUCCCGUCGGCAUGCUAUUCGUAGCACCGACGACCAAUUCAUACACACCAUAUCCUACCAGCUCGGUCUCUGUCAUCCAUGUGCCAAAGAUGUCAUCAUCAAGGCGCUUCUUGAUGAUCCGUCUCUUCUUAACCCGGAAUCCUCGCGACACCGGCAGUUCACUCGACUUGUCCUCGAGCCUCUUAGAGAGCUUUCCAUGAUGUGGAAGGAACAGGAUCUGACAGCAAUCAUGUUGUUUGAUGCACUAGACGAGUGCGAGCCGGGAGACCGUAAUCGACGCCUCGGUCAGUUGGUUGACUCCUUCGCCCAGGUGCUUGAAGAUGAAAAAACAGCCAACUUUCACAUCGUGGUAACCAGUCGCCCUUACUCCCAUAUUCGAGACGCUUUGGCGAAGCCCACCCUCGUUCUACCGCACGUCAUGGAGAACUUUGACGCCAGAGACGAUAUUGAGCGCUUUCUCAAUUCGUCUUUUGACGAGAUCAGCCGUGCACACUAUUUCUCCCUUCCGAAGCCUUGGCCAUCGCUUGCUAAUCUACAACUCCUGGCGGAUAGGGUUUCCCGCCGAUUCAUUGUCGCCGCAACCAUCGUCAGGUUCUUAGAACAAAAACGCCCAUCCGACAUGCAACGUUUUCUCGACGCUCUGUUGCAGACGCAGCAGCUAACUAGCAGCAUAGAGGAGCUAUACCGUUACGUCAUCCACUCAUCUGAGCACGCUUCGAAAGGGACGUCUCUCCUCGUGCACAUCUUGACAUUAUACGAGCCUUUGCCCAUACUCGAUAUCUCGCGCCUUGUUCAAUACGACGCCCGUCCGGUACUUGUUCCGCUGGCUGCUAUAGUCUACGUUCCACCUAUCGACUCAGCUGAACCUGUCGCAACAUAUCACACAUCGCUUCGUGACUUCCUCUGGGACGAGUCGCAGUCGCAAGAGUUUUAUUUCAGUCCUGCCGCCGCUCAUUUCUCCCUCGCUACCAAUUGCUUAGAGCUCAUGGAUGGACCGCUCACUAAAGAUAUAUGUGACCUUGGUGAUGCUUCACGUCUACACACCGAGAUUGAGGAAUUUACAGCCAAGAGAGACAAGGCAAUCUAUCCUGCCCUGGCGUAUGCUGCGAGGUUCUGGCUCCACCACCUUUGCGAGUCACCGCCCAAUCCUGAGUUGCAAGACCUCCUUUCACGAUUUGUCAAGGUACACAUCCUCCAUUGGAUUGAAGUGGCGUCCUUGACGGGUGUUUUCGGCCACUGCGUUGCCCCUCUAUUUCGAGCACUUUCACACAUUAAAACAUGGACAUCAAUGCCUGAUCAAGAUGACACUCUCGCUCUCUUGAAUGACACAUAUCGGCUCAUGAAUGAAUUCUUCGACUGCAUCACCCAAAAUGCCCUCCAUGUCUAUUGUAGCGCCUUACCACUGUGUCCAACGAAAACCAAACUCCGAGAAGUUUACGCACAGGCCCUUUGCUACGCAUCAGCUACUGUGGUUGAAGGGCUCGAUGAAGAUUGGAGUCCUGUUGUUCGAGUAAUCAACUUCGAUGAUGGUGCCGAGGUGCUCUGUACCUCUUUUGAUGGUCGCCUUGCAGCUGUAUUGGGAGGAAAGAAGAUCGAGGUAUGGGAUAUUAUGGCCAAUGUCGUGGUUACAUCCCGCCCUCGUCGCUUCAUUGGGGGUUACAGCAUUCACGGUAUCUUCAGCAAGGACUCCUCUUCCCUUCUGUUUUAUAAUCGUUGCGUCUAUGAGCGCUGCUCCGACCACGACCCCGAAACACUUCACAUCUGGGAUCUUUCCACCGACACGAUCGCUACAGUUGACGCCACAGGCGAGAUUGAUGUCGCAGCUGUCUCCUCGACUGGAGAUCUGGUGUCCUGGAUUAGUAGUGAUACACUGACUAUUGUGAAGAAGGACAAGCGCACUAACCAAAUCAUCACUGAGGAAUAUGAACUCGAUGUCUUUGAACAAUUACAUCAACAGAAGUUAUAUUGGUGUUCACAGCUAAGGUUCUGCUCCCAGGAUUCUUUCAUCGUUGCUGUAUGGAGGUAUCACGGGCCCAAUAAAUAUGUCACUGUGUGGGAUUGCCAUAGCGGGCAUCUUGUUCGCGCCACCUCUCUCGAAUCUGGCUCGGACCUGGUAGCAGUCACUUCCGACGUGCACAGCAUAGCAUUCUUCUUGAAUGACAGUGAGGCACAACCUAUGUUUAUUCCAAUUCCCACACAAGCAGAUCUCGACCAUGACUCCAACCCAGAGACUGCCUCCUGUGUUUUUUGGCGUGCGGAGGACUACUAUGGCGCGUCAUCCCAUCAUUACAGCGCCACGCACUUUGAACGUGGUAUAUUCAAAUUUGAUGGUGCAUACUACUGGUAUCCAUGUAGGAACCCCGGCUAUGGUGAUGGUGAAGACGACGAAGGAUGGAAUACACUUGAGCGUUCGGCCGUAAAAGGGACCGCUGGAUUCAUCCCGUUUGCUGUAUCACGGACAUGUAUUGAACUCAUCGACCCCUGCCUAUUGUCUCCUCUGGGUUCAGAAGAUGACAAGGAAGAUGUAUCCCGGAUGGCUGUGCCUGGCUGCGGCGACAACACAUUUGCUAUGGUUCAGACUGCACAACGCCAAGGGUGGCUUCACAUUCGACGUACGCAGGGCAGGGAAACUCUAGCAAGCCUUCCAGAUGAAUAUUGCGACACGGUUACUACACUUGGCGAAAGAUUGAUAUUCUGCUCUCGGGAUGGAACCCUCCUUGGUCUGGGCGAUAUAAGCACUCCCAGCCUAAGUGUCUACAACGCUAGUACCCAUCAUAUCGAGCGAGUCUUAACCUUGGAUUCCCUGGACUAUGCCCCCGAUGGGGCUUGCUUCUCGCCAAACUCAUCUUAUCUUGCUGUACUGAACUAUGAUCGGGGAGGAGUCACCGUAUGGAGUAUCCCAGCCGGCGAGGAAGUCUUUAGGAUACGACUACCCUUGCAUGACAGUAUACGCAUGAACAGGGUGAGAGGCGUGGACUUUGCGGGGGGUGACAGGUUACGCUUGCAAGACUGUCCUCAAAAAGAGUUGGAUGGGAUGAUCCGGUGGAACAAAUGUGAAAUAAAUCUUACACCCCCCAACGAUAGCUGGAACUACUCGACUUCAUGUCAUAACAACCCCGACGUGACCUGGGAUGACACGGACGUCAUCACUGCUAACAACUCACAAGUCAACAAGUGUCUUAUUCGCCUUGAUCGCCUUGUUGACUACUUGGACAAGGGCUGCAACAAAGAACUUGAAGGAUUUCUUCUCCUCGAGGAAUGUCAAGACCAACCUCUGCUACUCACGAAGAAAUAUCCUACGGGUACCAUCCUAGACGUGUACACUUGGUCCUCGUUCAGGAUUGAUCCUGACGGCUGGUUAUGGAAUGAUCCACAUAGGCUGAUUUGGAUUCCGCGACAGUACAGGCCUACGGUCGGCAACCUACCGUAUACUGAUGAGUUCGAACAUUUAUACAAAUCAAGAGCCGCGGUGCGCAAGUUCGGAGAGUCCGGGGUUCUCAUUUUUUCACACGAGCGCGAGUUGCCUUUGAUCCUCGAGUUUCGAUAAUGGCGAGUCGUUGCCAUAG